Messenger RNA from Geosmithia morbida, 843 nucleotides. Its product is annotated as Kinase phosphorylation protein. The record is from RefSeq and is a predicted model, not a curated record. NCBI's taxonomy places the organism in Eukaryota, Fungi, Ascomycota, Sordariomycetes, Hypocreales, Bionectriaceae. The transcript has a single exon. Bases 1 to 843 code for a protein of 280 amino acids.
AUGGAUCUCGUAUCCACCGUCCGCAAAUCGGGCUCCCGCGGCGGCGUCAACUUCAGCUGGGACGAAGUCGCCAACUCGUCCCACCGCGAGAACUACCUGGGCCACAGCCUCAAGGCGCCCGUCGGACGAUGGCAGCAGGGCCGCGACCUAGGAUGGUACGCCAAGGCUGACGGCGACGGCAGGCCCAACGAAUCGGGCGAGACGGACGCCGAGCGUAUCGAGAGGGAGCGCAAGGAGGAGGUGCGCAGGAUCAAGGAGGCGGAGGAGGAUGCCAUGGCGCGCGCAAUGGGGCUCCCGCCUCCACAGCGUGACACGUCGGGCGCCAAUGCCGUCGAGGUCGGCACGAAGCGACGGAUAGGCCCUUCCCUCUCUUCGUCCGCUGCUGCUGCUGCACCGGAAAAGGAGAAGGAGGCUGGCAUGGCGUCGUCGUCGUCGUCGAAGCGAGGGCGAUCGAGGAGGCACGGCGAAGACGACGACGGCGACGACAACGAAGAUGAUGAUCAGGAUCGGGAAAGGAGACGUCGUCGCCACCGUCACCACCACCAUCGUCGUCACCAGGAUAGGAGUCGGAGUCGGAGUCGGAGUCGCGAUAGGAGGAGGCGUCACCACAGGAGUCGGAGUCGCGACCCGGAGAGGCGUCACAGACGUCAUGAGCACGAGAGACACAGGAACCGCAGCCGCGACGGGGGGGGCGAUCGUGAACGACGGCCCGAACGACGGUCGCACAGGGAUAGGAGUAGGAGCCGAGCGCGCGAUGCUCCCGAUGAACCGAGGAGGGAUAGGUAUCGUUCACGGUCAAGGGAAGGGCGAGACCGCAACGUCAACCCGACGCAGCGUCCGUGA